Messenger RNA from Maniola jurtina (meadow brown), 903 nucleotides. RefSeq names its product zinc finger protein 62 homolog. Gene Ontology annotation, cellular component: nucleus. The coding region runs from base 68 to 721 and encodes 217 amino acids. The record is from RefSeq and is a predicted model, not a curated record. Gene Ontology annotation, biological process: regulation of transcription by RNA polymerase II. Lineage: Eukaryota; Metazoa; Arthropoda; Insecta; Lepidoptera; Nymphalidae. The transcript has a single exon. Gene Ontology annotation, molecular function: RNA polymerase II transcription regulatory region sequence-specific DNA binding; DNA-binding transcription factor activity, RNA polymerase II-specific.
UUUCGCUGUAAUUCGUAAAAAAAAAUAUCCUUACAAAAUAUCGUUUCCUUAUUUCGUAUUCGCGAUAAUGAGCAUUAAAACUGUUGAAGCUAAUGUACAAAUAGAUGUGGUAAGAUUGGAUUCUGAUAUUAUAGAAGAACACUUACGUUCCUCAACGGUCGUUUUACAAGAUAUAUUGACUGCCAACAAAUUCGAACUCGGUGACGGCUAUGGGUGUACACAAUGCGGCAAACUUUACAAAACUCCAAGUUCGUUGAACAUGCAUCGGAAUCUAAAACACCCCACGGACGAAGUUGAGGUCGAAUGUACUCGUUGCAGAAAAAAAUAUCCCUCGCGGUUGAGUUUACAUAAACAUGAACGAUACAUGCACUUGUAUGAUCACCGGUGCAAAGCUUGCUACAAGACUUUUCCAAUUGCAUCGCUAUUGGCUAAUCAUGAGAAUUGUUGCGUCAAAAGGGAGGCACCGUGCGACGUGUGCGGUAAAAUAUUUAAUUCGCCGCUCGCUCUCCGGAACCACAACAAAUAUAUGCACCCGGAAAAUUCGAAUAAUUCUUGUGAAAUAUGUCGACGUACGUUCAAAAGUUUCCGCAGCUUAUCUAACCACAUGGCUGCUGUACAUCCUACGGGAGCUACAAGCUGCCGAAAGUGCCAUCGCUCCUUUAAUUCCGCACGAGCUUUAGAAUAUCACACGUGCCAUGCAUCUUCUGGCCUAAAAUGUUGAAAUCUAACAGUGGUCUGUAUCGCCAUUUACUUAAAAUUCACUUUUCUGUAAGUAACUACUGGUGUGAAAUUUGUAAGAUCAAUUUUAAUGGUUCUAAAGCUAUUGUUCAACAUGUCAUGGAUGUGCAUACGGAUAAAUAAUUCUUUUGAUUAUAAUACGCAGUUUUAUUUACUUACCUUUGC